UUGAAUUCGCGAUUGCGAUUUUCUUCUCUCCGUCACACUCACGCCCGCCUCACUUAAAACCCUCAAUUCUCAGUCCCGCAGCGACGGCGCGCCGCCUGCCACCGUCGUGAACCAUUACACUCGUUCGUCACUAGGUUUUUGCUCGGCAAAGGAAGAAAAGGCCUAAACUUCAAAACCCUAGCUUCAAAAUUAGAAGAAAGUAGAAAUGCCUAUGAAGAGACAAGACGCCAAAAAAGGAUCCUCAUCUCGUGAUGUGGCUUCCGAGGAACCAAAAAUGGACAUCAGGUCCAUCCAGAAAGAAAUUGACACUUUGGGUGUCUUACAUAUGACAUGGAAACAGAAAAAGGACAUGGAAAGUAGGAAGGUAGUUUCACUCGGUGGAAAGCCUGCGAAGAAGCAGAGAUUACCUCUUAGUGUAGCACGAGUUACAAUGAAGAAACAAAAGGAAAGAGAAGAAAAAACAGCUCAAGAGAGUGCAAUACUUGGAAGAUUUGGAGCCUAUCUUAACGGUGGUUCAAAAAAGGUAGUACAAAAACGUAGGCCAGAGCAGAGAGUUUUGAGGUCAAGUGAAGGUGAUUUCAGAAACGGUGUACUUAAUGUUAAACAUCUGUUAAAAGAUUCUGCCCCUGCCCCACGUGUUGAAGAUAAAGGCAGACAUGGUGGUAUGGGUAAAGGGAAGAAGAAAGGUGGUAAAAAAGGUCAUGGUAAAAAGAAGGGUGGCGGCGGCGGCGGUAAAAAGCGUCACUAGAGAAAAGAUUCUCUUGUUGGUUCGUCAUUUUUAUGAGGUUUUUUAUUCUUGUUUUUGUUUUUUCUCUUUGCAGCAUUUUUGAACUGUAAUUGCAUCCAACUUAAAGUUAUAUGAUGAUCCUCUUUGAUUUUA
Messenger RNA from Erythranthe guttata (spotted monkey flower), 880 nucleotides. RefSeq names its product axoneme-associated protein MST101(2) protein. The record is from RefSeq and is a predicted model, not a curated record. Gene Ontology annotation, cellular component: nucleolus. NCBI's taxonomy places the organism in Eukaryota, Viridiplantae, Streptophyta, Magnoliopsida, Lamiales, Phrymaceae. Gene Ontology annotation, biological process: maturation of SSU-rRNA from tricistronic rRNA transcript (SSU-rRNA, 5.8S rRNA, LSU-rRNA).